This is a messenger RNA of Anguilla anguilla (European eel), 4162 nucleotides long. RefSeq names its product 6-phosphofructo-2-kinase/fructose-2,6-bisphosphatase 2-like. Gene Ontology annotation, molecular function: 6-phosphofructo-2-kinase activity; fructose-2,6-bisphosphate 2-phosphatase activity; ATP binding. The record is from RefSeq and is a predicted model, not a curated record. NCBI's taxonomy places the organism in Eukaryota, Metazoa, Chordata, Actinopteri, Anguilliformes, Anguillidae. Gene Ontology annotation, cellular component: cytosol. The coding region runs from base 349 to 1974 and encodes 541 amino acids. Gene Ontology annotation, biological process: fructose metabolic process; fructose 2,6-bisphosphate metabolic process. The transcript has 17 exons.
GAACUCGGAAGGUCAGGUGUGAGCCCGGAAAUUUUAACCCUUUUCCUUUUCCUUAGCAACCGCUGUACCUCCAACUUGAGGCUGCGCUUAGUUGCGCACAGGCUCAUCUGGAUGCACAGGGUACUUCCUUGUCGAUAUAGGUAGGAUCGAAUACGCUAAGGAAACGUUUUGUGGCUACCUCAGUUUUUUUUGUUUUUUAGUUAGAAAAAAUACCGCGACAAGAGGUGACACUGACGUGAACGGAACAACUGCAAAGUUGCGGCUGACAUGGAGACAGCGUCCUGCUAGACCUUGCACCUCCAAGACUGUCCCAGUGGUGACCAGACAGUGCUUUCAGUGUCUUGUGUCAUGGCUGCAGACCCGCCCAGAAACGGCGGACUGGCAAAUUCUGCAGAGAUCAAAAAGUCGGAACCCAGAGUCAACGAAAAGAAAUGCUCAUGGGCUUCCUACAUGACAAACUCACCCACGGUGAUUGUGAUGAUCGGCCUACCAGCAAGAGGGAAGACCUACAUGUCCAAGAAGCUGACACGCUACCUCAACUGGAUUGGAGUUCCCACCAAAGUGUUCAACCUCGGCGUGUACCGGCGGGAGGCUGUCAAGGCCUACAAGUCAUACGACUUCUUCAGACACGACAACAAGGAGGCCAUGCAGAUAAGGAAGCAGUGUGCCUUAGUGGCACUGCAGGAUGUCAAGUCCUACCUGAAUGAGGAAGGAGGCCAAAUUGCCGUUUUUGAUGCCACAAACACCACCAGAGAGAGGAGAGACCUCAUCCUUUGUUUUGCGAUGGAGAACUCAUACAAGGUGUUUUUUGUGGAGUCGGUGUGUGACGACCCUGAGGUCAUUGCUGCUAAUAUUCUGGAAGUAAAGGUUUCCAGUCCAGAUUAUCCAGAGAGACACAGGGAGAGAGUGAUGGAUGACUUCCUGAAAAGAAUCGAGUGCUACAAAGUUACAUAUCAACCGUUAGAUCCAGAUGACUACGACAAGGACAUGUCCUUCAUCAAGGUGAUCAACGUGGGCCAGCGUUUCCUGGUGAACCGGGUGCAGGACUACAUCCAGAGCAAGAUUGUGUACUACCUCAUGAACAUCCACGUGCACUCUCACUCCAUCUACCUGUGUCGCCACGGAGAGAGCGACCACAACAUGGAGGGGCGCAUCGGGGGCGAUGCGGAGCUCUCUGCGCGAGGGAAGCAGUUUUCCCAUGCUCUCCGGGGCUUUCUUGAAGAACAGCACCUGCCGGACCUGAAGGUGUGGACCAGCCAGCUGAGGAGGACCAUCCAGACGGCCGAGGAGCUGGGCGUGCCCUACGAGCAGUGGAAGAUCCUCAACGAGAUCGAUGCUGGGGUGUGUGAGGAGAUGACCUAUCAGAUGAUCCAGGACUCACAUCCAGAGGAAUUUGCUCUGAGGGACCAGGACAAGUAUCACUACCGCUACCCCGGAGGAGAGUCCUACCAGGACCUGGUGCAGCGCUUGGAGCCAGUGAUCAUGGAGCUGGAGAGGCAGGGCAACGUGCUGGUGAUCUGCCACCAGGCCGUCAUGCGCUGCCUGCUCGCCUACUUCCUGGACGAGAGCGCAGACGAUUUACCCUACCUGAGGUGCCCCCUGCAUACCGUACUCAAGCUCACCCCAGUGGCUUAUGGAUGUAAGGUGGACACAUUCGACUUGAAGGUUGCCGCUGUUGACACUCACCGGGACAAGCCGUUGGAUAAAGUGGGGAUGGAGCCUGCCCCUGUCCCCAUGAGGAGGAAUAGUUACACCCCCCUGUCCAGUCAUGACCAGGUCAAGCGACCCCGCCUCUACAGCGCCGGCAACAGGCCCGCGGUGCCCCUCGCCCCCCCUCCCACCACCACCCUGCAAUUCAUCGACGCACCAGAGGGGGCAGUGUCGGAGCAGAGCCAACUUCUUCUGGGAAUCGCCCGUCUGAAUCAUUCGGCCUCCGCCCAGGAGACUCUGGUGACCGUGUCGGCAUCUGAAUAGCGGGGAGGCGUUUCUCCUCUGCCUCCACCGCCUCUACCUGCUCCUCCAUCUCCUGGGAUGCGCCCUCCUCCACCCCGGUUGCUCUGCCCCUCUCCACCUGGUCCCAGGGCCCACUGACUUUAUUUAGGAGACGGCUCUGCACUCCUUCCAUUUUAGCUCAUAAAGGCAGCUUGUGAGAGCUAAUGAUGCACGUGGGCAGUAGGCCACAUCCUAUGCUUCUGGGAAAAGUAACUGCUAAUUCAGCUCUUUAUUCCUCUUACUGGUGUACAAGAGAGCAAUCGAUGCCUUAUAUUAAUGAAUGUAAUUCGAUGGAACACUUAGCCACAACAUGUCAGCAAAUGAAAGGCUUUGGAGAUCAGGGAAAUGGAGAUUGUCUUGUUUGUGUGCAAUUACCCGUUAGCCAAUCAGUGCGUCUCCGUGUUAGUCUGUUAUUCAGUUAUAGUUGUUUGGCGGGAAUACUCAGAGGAACAAGAUCAUAAAUGUGUCAGUUACAGUGUACCGAUUUAUCCAUGAAAUCGUUAUUUCCUUUUGGAAUUUUGUUUGUCAUAGAAACGCCUUGGAUUUCCGAUAAGCUUCGAAUCCAGAGUCUAAACAACAUUCUGGUGUUAAAAUAGUCCCUAGGAAUGUUUGUGGUAAGGAAGGGUGGAUGUGUGUUUGUUUUAUACAUGUGAGGUCACAGCUGUAAGGUCAGGAUGGUGGGGAUUAAAGUAAUUUAUCUGUUUUAUGAAAAGUGAUAAAAUGGCGCAUUAGUGCACCCUCCAUCAGCUCUUCUAUUCGGAGAUGUGCGUUCAGUUGAGGGGCAGCGUUUGCCUCGACAUGAUGGCAAUCGAGACGGUCAUCGUUUAAUUUGUGUUUUGCCGGAAGGCGGCCACCACCCGUAAUCACACACUGUAUAUUUUAUUAUAUGUCAUCAGGAAAGUAAAAUUAAAGAGUGUGGGAUUGAUCUUUGGGUUCUAAAAGCCUGCUGAAAAAAUCUCUAAUAUGUGCCUUACCUUUAAAAACCGUUGCAAUUCAUGUUCCUACCUUUCAUGUCUUCAACUGAACUCUGUAAUCCAUAAUUGAUUCAUGUCUUUGAGGUGCCUCUGCCCAGGGCAUAUCCAGCCGUCCUUUUAACAGGAGAAACUGAGAGCAGGCCCAGAUUAUUAAAUCAGCCAACCAGGUCCUUUGAGCAGUUUUAAAAAUAUCUUGCUGCUUUUCCUAAGAAUUGCCAACAAUUUUAAAGGUAAGGAGUAAUUGCUGGGAGCUGUUAGAGUUACCAUAUACUUUAUUGUUAUUAUUAUUAUUGUUAUUAUUAUUAUUGUUGUUGUUGUUAUUUCAAAGAAUGUGAUAAUUAGAAAUUAGAAAAUUCAAUUUUUGCAUGAGAAAUGACACUAAUUAUAUUGAGGCUCAGGGAUGCUACGAUGGUGCAAUUCACAAGAAGUCUUGAGGCAUGUCAGUUGUGAAAGUGAUACUGUGCAUAGCUUUACUCAUUCAUCUCUGUUCUGUGGUCUGUGGUACGAAAAUCUGUUGUGAGGAUUUGCACAACGAUUCCAUUCCUUGUAACUGCAACUCGGCCAGUGAAUUCCCUGUCUGCAGCAAUCCUAUAUCUUGGAGCAUAAAAAAAUCUAAUGUAUAUUGCGAAUUAAAUUAAUGCUUGACUAAUUUUAUUAACCUUUUAAGAUAAAUCCUGUUGAUUGACCUGAUUAGAUUACUCCUGGUACUGUGUGCUCUUACCAGUAGAAGCUGUAUGUUUGUUGAUUUUUUGUUGUUGUUGAUUCCCUGAUAUGCCUGUAUAUUUCCAGCAAACAUACCCGAUGCUUGGCUAGUUAGGAGUGCUGUGAUUACACACGUUUGUUCUUGCUGGGAAGCGAGCGGGGCGUGUCCGAUGUGUCGGAGCGAUUGUGUUUGCGUGCCUUGGGGACAGAUGUGCAUGGAGCUUUUUUGGGAAGGUGCGUCUGGCUCGCACGCAUGUGGGCAGAGCCCUUUCAGCGGCACAAAGGCAGGCACUGUUAAAAGCCGCAGGCGCGUGUCUGCUUGUGCUGAAAUCAUACCAUGACUGCGCUCACUUUUCUUAGGAAAAUCCGGCUUAACCGUCAGGCCUGCCUGCGACUGUUCCCGCUAACCGACUGCUGUAAUACCUCUGCAGAUCCCAAACUGGAGCAAUGUGACCUGCUCAUGGCCAGGAGUAAUAAAUUGCAUUGAGUGACUC